GGCGACGCUGUCGGAGCGGCAUGUCCAAGAGCUGCGGUGUAGCGUCCUAUUUCGUCGGACGAUAUGUUGCCCUUAGAACUUCCGAAGGCGGGGCUGCAAGAAGUGCAAUACUCCGACUGAGACAGGCUACAAAACAUGACCUGGCCCAUCCGUCAACCACUGUCACCCCUGCGUCUCAGCAUGUCAAAGGAAUACAAGGAUGCUCGACGGUCGAGGACAAGCGGCUCGCCAAAGUGGUCAAGGGCCCGCCCGGAUCUGAGAUUGGCUUAUGUAAGCGCGCCUCAAGGCAUCCGCUCGCGCUCCCGACCCUCCUCCUCGCACCUCAACAUUUACGACCACCAUCUACGACCAUCAUGCCACAAGUAUACCGCAGACACUCUGAAAAUGUACAGCGGCCGCCGCCAGAACCCCGCCGACGCUCCAGCCUGGCCGCGGGCCCACAGCUCACCGACGCCGACGACUCGAUCGUCCUUUCCGACCUCGUUCGCACAGGUGAGGCCUCUCGCCUGCGACGACGAGGUGCCAUGCGCCUCGACCACGGUCUCUCUGGCGCCCCACGACCACUCUCAACCUCUGCGCUGCCGCCCAUCGGCGUCAUCGGACCACCUCAGCCUUCUCCGGGCAGGCCGUUCGCUUUGCCGGCCCAACCAACAAGGCCUCUCACGCCACCGUGGGCCAUGGGGAAUGCCGCACGGGACGAAACUCAAGAUAUGUACGCAGACAUUAUUGGCGAAGAUCCCAGCGACGCUUCGGGUACGGUUGCGCUCGACGAGCAGCGUCGUGUGGGCGAGCACGAGGAUGACGAGGAGAGUUUUGUGCUGCAUUGUGGAGGAGAGAUAGCCAAGGUGCCUCCCACAGACUAUUCGAGACCGUAUACGCCAUCACCUCUGCCUCUUCCUCCGUCCUCAGCAAGCACAAGUUCUCACGGUCGCGUCGUGCCCCGAACAAACGGUUGUGGUGCAGUCAUCCACUUGCGCGCCUUUCCGCAGAAAACACGCGGCGUAUGGGUGGGCAAGCGGGAGGCCACCGAGGCGGUUGUUGCUAUGGACUCGGUUUACUUCGAGCGCAGUAUCGUUGCGCGCAUGAUGAAGAGCGCGUGCGGUUGCGUGCGUGAGGGGGUCGGCUGCGCGGUAUGCGGCAAUCCGCUCGGGACGCGGUACAUGCCCUGUCAGGCUGCUUCCGAGGGCAUCUUCACCGCGCGCCACAAGCAAUCAACGCCCCCAAGGCCAUCGCGCCCACAGUACCCUGCUGGUCCGCAGUAUUAUGCGCCAGCACGAGCGUCCUCGCUAUCGCGGUCUCAUCACGCAGAUGCGUCUGGGCGCCUGUCGAGCAGCACAUUCUACGUCUACACAUUCUUUGCCGAUCAUGUCUCGUCGUUACCGGCAUGUCCCUUUCCUGCCGUAGAGAAGACCGAGCACCAGCCCAUCGUGAGCUCACCCCUCCGGCCAACGACCUGGCUAGGCCCUACGCCCUCCGCCUCUCCCCGUUCAUACUCCCCGCCCUUCGCCGUCCCCUCUACACCCGAACCCGCGCCCAUUGAGCCGCUCAACGCCAUGCGCCGCGCGCCACCGCGGCGCGACUCCGUCUUCUUCGAGCCGCCCCCAGGCUCGGGGCUCGCCGAGGAGGACUGGAUGUUCAUCAGCCCCGAGGUGGCGCGCGGUUUCGACGGGGACGAGGUCGAUGCAGGCGAGGGCGGCUUCGACGACGACGACGACGACCGCGUGUCGGUCGACAUGCAGCUCCGCGGCGUCCUCGAUGCCGACGGUGUGUUCGUUGAGCCUGAUGUCGCGAACGACCCCGACUCGCCUGACAAGACCGAAACAGUUACCUGGCCGGGGCGGUAAAAAAUGUAAUACGCUCUGUAUUCGUCCUCCCUCUCAUGACAUCGAUACCCCCGGGGCUCCCUGCUAUGAAUGUUGUAACAUAGCCUCGCUUCUUGUACAGGUUGGAUUUCGCUUUCGCUGCGCUGUUGGGCGUACGUCGGCCACACAUCAUCACUGACGGCCACACAUAGAGUACCUACCACAUGCAUCUGCUUCAUCAUAUACUUCCUCAUGACCUGAUCCACGGCCUUUUCUUACGGUAUAAUUCUUCUGCAUGUUGCUGACGAUGUACCUCUGUAUCAUAUAUUAUUGGCUUGGACAUAAUGGAUCUAAGUGGGCUCUGUCUGGG
This is a messenger RNA of Phanerochaete carnosa HHB-10118-sp, 2172 nucleotides long. RefSeq lists its product as uncharacterized. The transcript has a single exon. Lineage: Eukaryota; Fungi; Basidiomycota; Agaricomycetes; Polyporales; Phanerochaetaceae. The coding region runs from base 354 to 1844 and encodes 496 amino acids. The record is from RefSeq and is a predicted model, not a curated record.